AAAAGCCACAAAGAAGAAGUUUGUGAUUACCUUAUCCUUCAGAAACUCGACAGAAGAAACAACCAUGGCUUCACUGCUGCUUGGAGCUGCUCCAGUUCCAGCUCAAUCUGUCAAUCUUUCUUCUUUGUCUCGUAUUUCCUCUUCUCAUUCCCAAACCCUCGGAACUUCAUUGUCAGUUUCAACUUCCUCAGUUUCACUCUCCACUGCUUCUUCUCCCUCAAUCCCCUACGUGUACUGUGGCAGAGGGGAUAAGAAAACAAAGAAAGGGAAGCGCUUUAAUCACUCCUUUGGCAAUGCGAGGCCUAGGAACAAGAAGAAGGGGAGAGGGCCACCAAGAGUGCCGAUUCCUCCGUCGCCUCCGAGGAAAGAUAAGUUUGAUGAUGAUGAGAAGAUCAAGAUUGAAAUCGAUGAGUCUCUGUUUUCCAGCUAAUAGCUAGACCCCAUCAUGGUUAAUUUGUUCAUUUCUCUUGUAAUAUUCAAAUUCCAAAACUUGGGUAUGCUGUAUUUGCAAUUAACAACACACUCUUUUGUCUGAAUUCUUCUCUGCAUUUGAAUUUUGGGUUCUUUUUGGAAGAAUUAAGUUGAUACUUAAA
This is a messenger RNA of Theobroma cacao (cacao), 593 nucleotides long. RefSeq names its product plastid-specific ribosomal protein 4 (gene PSRP4). Gene Ontology annotation, cellular component: ribosome; plastid. Lineage: Eukaryota; Viridiplantae; Streptophyta; Magnoliopsida; Malvales; Malvaceae. The record is from RefSeq and is a predicted model, not a curated record. Gene Ontology annotation, biological process: plastid translation.